CCAGCUUCCUCCACCCAGAAGGCUCUCGUUGGACCUGUAUCUUGGAUCUCGGCGCUGAUAUUACCCUCCAGUGCAGGUAAUGGAGGCAGUCUCUGCCCGGAUGGCGGCCAGGGACCGCUUCGGUGUCAUGGGAGACCCGGGGCCAUCCCAGUUACAACGAUACAUACAGCAGGCUUGCAGUCCCGAAAACUACGAGCCUAACCUGGCUUUGAAUCUCGAGAUCUCAGACCUUAUCAAUUCCAAAAAAGGAAAUGCGCCACGAGAAGCAGCGGUUGCUAUUGUCGCUUACAUCAACCAUCGAAACCCCAACGUCUCAUUACUUGCUCUCAACCUCCUCGACAUUUGCGUGAAGAAUUGCGGAUACCCUUUUCAUCUUCAGAUUAGUACUAAAGAGUUUCUUAACGAGCUUGUCCGACGGUUUCCUGAGAGCCCGCCGAUUCGGCCAACGAGGGUACAGCUGAAAAUUCUGGAGGCUAUUGAAGAAUGGCGGGGGACGAUAUGUCAGACAUCACGAUACAAGGAGGAUUUAGGGUUCAUAAGGGAUAUGCAUAGGUUGCUCAGUUACAAGGGUUAUAAGUUUCCAGAGGUCCGGAGGGAGGAUGCUGCUGUGUUAAAUCCCAGUGACAAUCUCAAAUCUGCGGAAGAAAUGGAGGAGGAAGAAAGAGCUGCACAGUCCGCCAAGCUACAAGAGUUGAUUCGUCGUGGCGGGCCAGAAGAUCUCCAAGAAGCGAACCGACUGAUGAAGAUUAUGGCAGGAUAUGAUACCCGACAGAAGACUGACUAUCGCGCAAAAGCGGCUGAGGAAGUUGCAAAGGUUCAGCAAAAAGCCAGGCUAUUGGAGGAACGUCUCGAGGCGUUUCAACCAGGCGAUACUAUGACCGAGGGCGAUGUUUACGAGGAAUUGGCUUCGGCACUCCAGAGCGCGCAUCCGAAGAUCCAGAAAAUGUGCGAGGAAGAGUCUGAUGAUCAUGAGGCGGUGGCAAAGCUCCUGGAAAUCAACGACAGCAUACAUAGAACUGUGGAGCGGUACAAGUUAAUGAAGAAGGGAGACGUGAAUGCAGCCUCGAAGAUCGCAAAGGGGACUUUGGGAACGACCACGGGUGUUGGCAAAAAUGCUGCAAAUGAGCUCUCGUUGAUCGAUUUUGGGGGUGAGGAGACGAAUGGGAGUAGUUCCGCCGUCCCUGUGGCAGCGUCGAAUUCUGGAGGACUCGAGGAUGAUCUGCUGGGACUUUCUUUGGGAGGCGGCUCUUACGGGCAAGGCGGCGGGAUUUCUCUGGGAUUUGGAAACAACACAAAUAUUCCUGGUCCUGCAUUGAUUUCUUCGACGACCGAACACAGCACUGCAAGAGGACCGACACCUACGAGGUCGCCAGUUCCGUCACCACCAGCACCACAGGUACCACCAAAACCCGAUUAUUCUGCCUUUUCUUCCUUUGGCUCAUCACAGCCUAUCCCUCAAUCUACAACUCCGCAGCCAUCACUAUUCCAGCAACAAUCGAUCGAGCCUGCGAAGCCCCAAAGCCCUCCUGCUGACCCCUUUGCCGCUCUGACGUCUACAAUGCGACAGUCAACGCCCCAACAAUCUCAGAAGUCUAUUUUUGAUUUCACUCCUCCCCAGCCGCCUGUAAACAACUCCGCUCCACCAGCAGCUGCUGCAGAUGAUGAUGAAUGGGCAUUCUCCUCUGCGUUGCCAGAAGGGCCCCCAUCCUCCAAUACCAUUUUGGUCAACGACACAAGUUUGAGCAUUUCUUUAUUCGUGACCCGAGAACCAUCAAUGCCAACAGUGAUCACAAUGUCGUUGACAUUUUCAAAUAAAACAGAUCAACCCAUAUCGGAGCUAACAUUUAUGGCGGCAGUGACUAAGGGAUACUCACUUAAGCUGCAACCGCAAAGCGGGCGGCAUUUACAACCACACCAACAAGGAGGUGUAAAGCAGGUUAUAUACCUAAACGGGGUGGAACAAGGGAAAGGUGACUCGGUGAAGUUACGAUGGAAAGCUUCAUAUAAAGUCGGAGUACAAGCGGUCAACGAGCAGGGGGAGAUCUCGACAUUAGGAAUAGCUUGAGGAGAAACGCUAUCAGAAUCGAACAACUUGUGGUCAGGCCUUAUAUCCCGAGUCUAUCCAUCGGUUGAGAUCGUGGGUUCUUUGUCUACUCACACACCGUGCUGCAAACCAAGAGAGAAUUUGAGUUCCACUAUUUAGUCCUUAUCUUCCAGUCAAUUAUUAACUACCUAGUGACCCGAGUCGAAUAUGAACCAGG
Molecule: messenger RNA, 2261 nt
Organism: Amorphotheca resinae ATCC 22711
Lineage: Eukaryota; Fungi; Ascomycota; Leotiomycetes; Helotiales; Amorphothecaceae
Exons: 4
Coding region: 80-2065 (661 amino acids)
Biological process (GO): protein transport to vacuole involved in ubiquitin-dependent protein catabolic process via the multivesicular body sorting pathway; Golgi to endosome transport; Golgi to vacuole transport
Cellular component (GO): trans-Golgi network
Molecular function (GO): ubiquitin binding; phosphatidylinositol binding
Source: RefSeq, a predicted model, not a curated record